Messenger RNA from Metopolophium dirhodum (rose-grain aphid), 1278 nucleotides. RefSeq lists its product as uncharacterized. NCBI's taxonomy places the organism in Eukaryota, Metazoa, Arthropoda, Insecta, Hemiptera, Aphididae. The transcript has 3 exons. Bases 397 to 957 code for a protein of 186 amino acids. The record is from RefSeq and is a predicted model, not a curated record.
AAGCUUUUAUGCGCAUGUCAGUAUAACAAUAAUAAUAUGAUGUAGAUUCACGGGGUGGUGAGAAGCGAUAGUAUACUCCCGGUGAGUCGCGUAGAAGAAAUGGAGAACCGACACACACACACACACACACACACAUUUAUUAAUACAAAUAAAAACAGGGAAUUCGUUAAGCCGUUUUAUAGUAUAUUUCAAGUGUAUCUCGCCAUUAUGUAUAGGUAACAGUGGCGUAAUUUGGUCAUGUUUGUUGAGAGCGAUUGAAACAUUUACCCCAACACCGGCACCACCCGCCAAAAGAAAAAAUUGGUUUAUAUUAUAAAAACCUCUCGGUGACUCAGUCCAACCAUUGUGAUCUGUAAUCUGUAUAAUAUAUUAAUAACAACAACAGUUAUUAACAUUAUGGCAAUUACUGUACCAAAACAAAAUGAAUUAAAUAGGGCACAAAAAUCACUUUUGGAAAAAGUUUUUUAUCCUAGAACUAAAAUCCAUUCCACAAUAAACCAUCAUUCUACCGAACUACAAAAUUCAUUUGGUGUUUCUGGAAAUGUAGGAAUUGGAUUUCAUUUUGGGAGUGGUUAUAGAAUAAAAAACGGUGAUGGAAAAGGAGAUCAGGAAAUUGUGCACAACAAAAUUUAUGAUAAGUAUUUGGGGACUAGUUUUGGUUUUGGAUCAUUGGGAAAUAACAAAAAAGGUCAUGUUGAAAAUGUUGAACAAUCAGUUACGGCAGACCAGAACACUAUUUAUCAUGACGAAGUUAAUUUAAUAGAUCAAGAGUCAGACAGUGAAAUAAUUCCAACUACUACAGCAACAGCAACACCAAAGACUGGAGUCUUCCGAAAAAUCAGUAACUAUUGGGCCGGUGAACAGUCAGAACCCAAAAGUAACUAUACUAGUAGCGGUAUUUUUAAAUGGAGUAUGCAAAAUUUAAAAAACAAAAAUAAUGUCGGAACACCUAGAUAAAAAAAAAAUGUUAAAUGCCUAUUAUUGAUGUAAACCUAUAGUAUUGUUAUUAGCCAUUUGGUAAAAUAAUUAGAUAGGUACUUACAAAAAUAUAUUUUUAUUUUAAUAUCACAAUGGUUUUAGAAGCACUAAAAUAAUAUACAUAGUUAUUAGUUAUUAAUAUACUAUAAUUUCAAAUAUGUAAUUAGAAAACCAUAUUUAACAAUUAACUAUUAAGUAUUAAGACAAUAAUUGUGAAUUAAAAUCCAAAUCUCAAAUCGGUAUCGGUAUAUUUUCACUGUUCUAUUUGUUUUUUUUUUAUUGAUAACGCAGAUAACAAUA